GGACAACAAUAUUUAUAGGCCUCAUCUCAUCAUGCUUUCCCGCACCCUCCUCAUACUUCUCUUGGUUCGACUUAGCACGGACGCUGUGAUCGUGGAUCAUGGCGACACUGAAGCAAGAGUCUUGAUUUUGGGCGCCGGGGCUUCUGGCUUACAAGCAGCCAGGACUCUCCAUGAUGCUGGACUUGAUGACUUCAUCAUCAUCGAGGCUGCUGAUCGGAUUGGCGGUCGUGUCCAUAGCACUCAAUUCGCUGGAGUUACGGUCAACCUUGGGGCCCUGUGGGCAGCUCCGGAAAAUUCUCCAACCGACCAAAUUGUCAAAAAACUGGACUUAAGUCGUCACAUGAGUAAUUACGACAGCUUAACAAUACGUAACACGACCGGAGACGAUGUGACUGAUGAAGCCGAUGCGAACUACGAACGUUUGGAGAAAGGUAUCAAUAAGCUCCAAGAACUGCAGAUGAAAAUGCUGAAGGACGACAAUAUUCCAGACAUGUCCCAGCGUUCUGCUCUUCGAAUCGGUGGGUGGCAACAACCUCAAAGUGCUAUUGACAAAGCGAUUGAAUGGUUUGGUUUUGAUUUCGAGUACGGGGAGCCACCCGAAGUUUCCUCCACUAAGGAGGCUGUUGUAGCCCUGGGUGAUGAGACCAUAGACUACAUCACUGACGACAGAGGAUUCGGUCAAAUCUUUGAUGAAGUUGCUGGUUUCCUGAAGACACCAGAAUACAUCAACCACACACGUCUGAAUCAGAAGGUGGUAUCCAUCGACCACACUGACGACCUAUCUGUCGUUGUGACGUGUGAGGACGGUACGCGAUACGUCGGCGAGUAUGUCCUCAUUACUUUCAGUAUUGGCGUCUUGCAGAAUGAUUUGAUCCAGUUUAUUCCGCCUCUCCCGGAAUGGAAAGAUGUGGAGAUCAAGAAAUUCCAUAUGGCUGCGUACACCAACAUCUACGUGAGUUUCCCCAGCAAGUUCUGGGAUGAUACUGAAUGGAUUCUGUACGCCAGCGAGAGAAGAGGGUACUAUCCACUGUUUCUCAACUACCAGGCAGAGGGUCUCUACCCGAGCGGGACCCCCAUGAUGCUGAUCACUGUUGCUGGCGAUGAAUCUCGUCGUGUUGAGGCACAACCACUGGCCAAGACAAAACAUGAGAUACAAGAAGUCCUCCGUAACAUGUAUGGUGACUCCAUCCCCGAAGCGACCGACAUCUUGGUGAGUGACUGGUCCCAGAACCCUCUCACCAAAGGCUCUUACAGCAACCUCCCCGUUGAGGUCCCGAGCGAAUGCCGACAGAAAUUGGAGAGCCGAGUGGGCCGUCUCUUCUUCGGCGGAGAGGCGACCUCCCGGCAGUUUUACGGCUACAUAGCCGGGGGCCUACAGUCAGGAGAGCGUGAGGCACGCAAGCUACUGCAGUGUCUUGAUGACUUUGAGGGGUGCCCUGCCAUUGAAGGUAUCGGCCUCGAAUGCGAACAGCCGAAUUUGGCGUGCAGGCUGCACGGCAGUGAAGUUCUCCUGACCCUUUUUGGUCUCCUAGCUGCACUUUUUAAAAUAUAAUUUUAACUUGUACAUAUGGGUUAUUUGCAAGGUACCUUAAUGAUGGUAAAGGGUUUUCACUGAUAAAUUUAGGAUGUAUACGUGUACAAUGGCUCUCUUUAAUUUCCUUGGUAAACUAAUUUAUGUCGCAAAUAAGGUGCAGGGGUACAUAAUGUAGGGGUCUGGGGAUUCCCUGGUGAGAUAAUUAGCUUUGAUGUGAAUGUGAACUGUGACCUGCAGGUCUCUGGCACGAGAUCAAUAGACCUUUUCACUAAUAAAUUCAUAAUUGUGCACGCAUGUCCACAAAUGGCCUAGCGGCAACAAGUGUG
Molecule: messenger RNA, 1860 nt
Organism: Acanthaster planci (crown-of-thorns starfish)
Lineage: Eukaryota; Metazoa; Echinodermata; Asteroidea; Valvatida; Acanthasteridae
Biological process (GO): polyamine catabolic process
Molecular function (GO): oxidoreductase activity
Source: RefSeq, a predicted model, not a curated record